Molecule: messenger RNA, 1171 nt
Organism: Alosa alosa (allis shad)
Lineage: Eukaryota; Metazoa; Chordata; Actinopteri; Clupeiformes; Clupeidae
Gene: thoc3
Product: THO complex 3
Exons: 7
Coding region: 18-965 (315 amino acids)
Biological process (GO): mRNA export from nucleus
Cellular component (GO): THO complex part of transcription export complex
Molecular function (GO): protein binding
Source: RefSeq, a predicted model, not a curated record
CAGAAGAAGAAACCAACAUGGCGUCGCAGUACUACCAAGAUAUGCAAGAGAACUUUAAAAAUAACAAUAAAAGUCGUGAAUUUCCAGCUCACAGUGCUAAAGUUCAUUCAGUUGCUUGGAGUUGCGAUGGCAGGAGACUUGCGUCAGGAUCUUUCGACAAAACAGCGAGUGUAUUCGUCUUGGAGAAAGACCGGCUGGUUAAGGAAAACAACUACAGGGGUCAUGGAGAUAGUGUAGAUCAGCUGUGCUGGCACCCGACUAACCCAGAUCUGUUUGUGACGGCCUCCGGAGACAAGACCAUCAGGAUCUGGGAUGUCAGGACCACCAAAUGCAUUGCAACAGUCAGCACGAAAGGUGAAAAUAUAAACAUAUGUUGGAGCCCAGAUGGACAGACCAUCGCUGUCGGAAACAAAGAUGAUGUGGUCACUUUUAUUGAUGCAAAAACUCAUCGGUCCAGAGCUGAAGAGCAGUUUAAGUUUGAGGUGAAUGAAAUCUCCUGGAACAAUGACAACGAUAUGUUUUUCUUGACCAACGGAAGUGGCUGCAUCAACAUUUUAAGCUACCCUGAGCUCAAGCCCAUCCAGUCCAUCAAUGCCCAUCCCUCCAACUGCAUCUGCAUCAAGUUCGACCCCACAGGGAAGUACUUCGCCACGGGCAGCGCAGAUGCCCUCGUCAGCCUAUGGGAUGUGGAGGAGCUAGUGUGUGUGCGGUGCUUCUCACGACUGGACUGGCCGGUGCGAACCCUCAGCUUCAGCCACGAUGGGAAGAUGCUGGCCUCUGCGUCCGAGGACCACUUCAUCGACAUCGCUGAGGUGGAGACAGGAGAGAAGCUGUGGGAGGUGCAGUGUGAGUCCCCCACGUUCACGGUGGCCUGGCACCCCAAGCGCCCCCUGCUGGCCUACGCGUGCGACGACAAGGAGGUUCGACUAGUAGUAGUAGGACAGACCGUGCUGAGGCCAGAAUAGUGGAGGUACAUCAACAACCGAAAGGGUCCAAUAAGGGAUUGUCGUGUUCCCACUGAUGACCUGCAGAGGGCGAUAUUGCAUAUUUUACUGGAUUGUGUCCUCGGGCUACAUUCCGUUGUGGUUCCCCUCUCAAAACAAAGGGGGAGUUGUAGAGCUUUGUUUUUACCUCUGGUGUUGUUUUUUUAUAUUAAAAUGUGAAAACUGUG